AUAUUUAAGCAUGUCCAUAUGUCAAAUAGCUGCUGAUUACUGAAGCAUGCAGGAUUGCUGGAGCACUUGAUCAACAGAAUGACAGCCUAUAUUUAAGUAUUAAAGUGAUAGAUAGAUAGAUAGAUAGAUAGAUAGAUAGAUGAACAGGGGCGGUUCAAAUAUUAUAAUGUGGCAAUACUCGUUCUGACGUGACGUGUACUUCCUUGAAGGGUGGUGCGGUACUUUCAGGAAACAAUUGUUAAAGUAAACAGCGAGCGUAUCAUCAAGCUGGACAACUUGCCGAAGCGCUGACAAAUAAAGAGGGGCCAGAGUGUCACGAACGCGGACAUGGAGACGAGUGCUUACGGUGCAUCGCUGGCCGGUGGAGCCUUUGACUUCUGGAGCUUUCUAAAGCGACCGCAGACUAUCGCCAGGCUGUUCAGUUGGCUCUUCGCCAUAGUGGUGUUUGCCACCAUAGUUUCUGAAGGCUACAUGAAUGAACAGCAUGAAGACAUCACUAAAUGCAUGUUCAAUCAGAAUGAAAGUGCUUGCAGCUAUGGAAUUGGUGUUGGGAUUUUAGCUUUCCUGGCCUGUGUUGUCUUCAUUGUGCUGGAUGCCUACUUCCCCCAGAUCAGCAAUGCCAACGAAAGGAAAUACAUUGUGUUGGGUGAUCUUUGUUUCUCUGGUGUGUGGACGUUCCUGUGGUUUGUGUGUUUCUGCGUCCUAGCCAAUCAGUGGUCUCACACUACUCAAUCAACCGUCCUAGCUGAUGCAGCUCGAGCUGUGGUGGCCUUUUCCUUCUUCUCCACUGCCACCUGGGCCCUUCUUACCGUGUUCGCAUUACGACGAUACCGCCAAGGGAUGGACGAGGUUGGCCUAGGCUACAAUGAUCCAUCCAGUGACCACACUUCCCCGUACCCUUCAGCAUAUACUGGUGCUCCAGAGGGUUACCAGCAGUCCCCAUUCACCGCCAGUCCUACGGGACAGGGAGGGUAUCAGCCUCCCGCAUACUGAGGGUGAAGGCAUUUUAACGCUUCUGAGAGGCUCACCUGUGUUGACUGUUUCAUACGCUCCACUUUUUCCUUUUCCAUAAGAGUUGAAAUUGUGAGCUGGGAUUGGUGUGCUUCGCUGGUAUGUUUUUUCAUGUCUGAAAAAAAAAAAAAAAAGUUAUUUAUUUUUAUUUUCUUCGGAUGCAAAUUCUACACAUAACCCUAAGUGUAAAAGUUCCUCGCACAUCUGCAGAAUUAUCUCGCUAAUUUCUCCAAAUUAGAUUCUGAAAACCAGAUUCAACACCAGCUGCAGUUUUUACAUUUAUGAAACGGAUGGAAUUUACUUUAUUCCAUGUCUUGAAUGCACAAUCACAUAAUGUAGGAAAGUCUAUAGAACUGACGUGCCUUAAAAGUAGAAUCGAAAACAAAAUUCCUCAUAUGCAGACAAUAGAAAUUGAACAGACUCUCUGUGCCAAAUACAUUACCACAAUUGAGUAAUUCUUUAUAAGCAUUGCAUUGCCAUAUAUCACAUUUUUGGAAAGUAUGCACUAAAUCUAUUGCCAAAUGGCUUUAUUAACUGCUAACUUCAGUUUUGUUGAGGCUAGAGUGAGGUGGGAAAUGAACUACUGUAAACGUGCUUUAAUUUCAUUUGUGACAGACAAUAGGCUUUGUGUGAAUAAUAAGCCUUAUUUUUGUAAACUUUAAGCACCUGAGUUUUGAAGUGGUAAACAAUCAUAUAAUGUAAUGUUGUUGGUGUUCUUUUAUGUCAGGCCAAAUUCACUGCAAGAUUUCUACCUCUUACUAUUGAAAUUGUGCCUUAUUUUGAAAUUAAUAUCUAGGAAUUGAAAUUAAUUUCAAUGAAUUUCUAUUAAUGUAUUUCUGUUUUGACUAUUUUAGACCACUUUUACUGUUUUCUUCAUUUCCCUAACAUGAAAAAAAAGAGAAAAAACUAGAAUAAAUAUGAAUCUAAGUUGGCCACUAAAUAGAAACUCUUUUCAAUAUGGUCGUGUUUUGUUGAAGGUAGGGGAAUCUCUUUUACACAGUUCUGUUAUAGCACAUAAUCGUUGUGUCUUUCUGAUCAUUUACUUUGCAACAUUUUUUGUAACAGUAUUGCAACAUUCUCGUUUUUGUAAGGAAAUGCUGCACAAUAAACACUUGAUUCUUUCCAAUGUUAACAGAUAUCAAAGACUUGUUGAUUCCUUUUUGAAAUCUAAUGAUUAGUUCACAUUUACAUAAUUUACUCCCCUCAUAAUUUAAAACCCUCGUGCCAUUACGAACUAUUUAGAUUGUCUUUCUACUGCAAAACACACACACACUCACAAACACAAAGAUAAAUUGAUGUUUUUUCUCUGAAUGUUUGAACAUGUAUAAUUCGAAGAAAGUCAAUGGGGUACAAUGUUCUUCACAUUCAGAAUGAUCAUCUUUUUUUUGUAUGUUUUGUAUGCAGAAGAAAGCAGGUGAGCGUGAUU
Molecule: messenger RNA, 2437 nt
Organism: Sinocyclocheilus rhinocerous
Lineage: Eukaryota; Metazoa; Chordata; Actinopteri; Cypriniformes; Cyprinidae
Gene: syngr2a
Product: synaptogyrin 2a
Exons: 4
Coding region: 328-993 (221 amino acids)
Cellular component (GO): synaptic vesicle membrane; neuromuscular junction
Source: RefSeq, a predicted model, not a curated record